AUGAAGAAGACUGAGAUAACCUCGACCUCACCUACGACCCGUUUUCAGAGUCAGUCAGCUGUGAAACAGUCCUUUGAAAGACGUGACGUCAAGAAGUUUUCAAAGGAGGUUUAUUCGACGUUGUCUUCCGAAUCGUUCAGCUUCAAAAGCAUGAAUACCCAGUACAGUUCAGUAUAUGAGCGUUCCUUCACAACAAAGUCAAUCGGAGGAGGGGAGACCCGGAGGUAUCUCGAAUCUCACACGAAGACUUUCGAUCGUAGUGACGAGCAACCGCUUGUGGCUGUUGUGAAAGAUAAAUCUCAAGUAAACGUGCCAGAAUGGAUGGAGGAACAGAACUCUCCGGAACUAAAGCGACGAGGCGUUAACUCUUUAAACAUCGAUAUUUUCUUGACGUAUCCGAGCAAUAGUACCGAGCGAAAGAAUGGCCACGAAGACACAGCAAGAGAAAGCAUGAUCCGUCCUGAAGUCGCCAAACGAGACGAGCAGUUUAUUCCAGUGUUUCCAGUUGAAGAAGACUACGAAGAGGAUGAAGACGAUGAAUUUGAAGAAGAGAUUGUAGUGGUAGAUGUUGUAAGGCAUCCCCUUUGGCGAAAAGGAUUGCAAAUUCCGAAACCACAGCCAAAAAAGGCCGGAAAACCUAUUACAGACCUCCUUGAGGUUCCCACACUUCAACCGAAGCAAAAAUCUACCUCCGAGGAUUUAUUGGUUGAUGAGAAAGUGGAGUCAGUGGAACGGCCUCCUAUGGUUUUUGCGGAACCAGACUUUAGUACAUUUUAA
Messenger RNA from Porites evermanni, 777 nucleotides. Lineage: Eukaryota; Metazoa; Cnidaria; Anthozoa; Scleractinia; Poritidae. The record is from the annotation of a GenBank genome assembly.